Ilex paraguariensis (yerba mate) is the source of this 1457-nucleotide messenger RNA. NCBI's taxonomy places the organism in Eukaryota, Viridiplantae, Streptophyta, Magnoliopsida, Aquifoliales, Aquifoliaceae. The record is from the annotation of a GenBank genome assembly.
AUGCGAGACCCAAGCUCGCCGAAAAGCAUGAACACGCUAAAAUCUCCAUCCCCAAUCUUCAGAACGAACCCUAAACUCCUCCACCAUUUUUCAUUCAGCCCCAACCUUCCAGCUCUCCUCACAACAAGAACCUCCAGAUCCUACAGAGUUUCAAUCAAUCCUCCACCACCUGACUUCGACUUCAAAUCCGAAAUUCUCAGUGACUCUCGGGCCUCAAUCACUCAAACCCAUCCUGAACUGCUCGAUUUGGCUGAUAAUGGAAGCUUAGUUCUUGUGAAGAAGAGCCGAUUUGGCCCUGUACCCAUUUGGCGGACCGAGUUCGUGGAGCCUGAGGAGAUUUGGUUGAUUGGGACGACUCAUAUUUCUCUUGAUUCGGCCAUUGAUGUCGAAAGGGUUGUGCGUGCCGUGAGGCCGGACAAUGUUGUUGUGGAGCUUUGUAGAAGCAGAGCUGGGAUCAUGUACACUACUAAUGACAGUGAGAUCAGCCAACGCUUAAGGACAAAUAUGUUUUCUUUGACUGGGACUGGUUUUUUUGGUGCCAUUGGGCGGAGCAUAAAUUUAGGGGGUCAAACCGCUCUAGCAUUGCGUCUACUGUUGGCACUUUUCUCUUCAAAAAUAUCCUCAGAUGUCAACCUUCCUUUUGGGGAUGAGUUUCGUGCUGCUCGAAAGGCUUCUGAAGAAGUUGGUGCUCAAAUAGUUUUGGGAGAUCGGCCAAUAGAAAUCACUCUUGAAAGGGCUUGGAAUUGUCUUACAUGGAAAGAGAAACUGACUAUAGUGAUCUCUGUUGUUCGUGGAAUAACAUCAUCAUCUGAUCUGUCCAAGAAGAAUUUGAAGGAAUCAAAAAGCGACGUCAACAACUUCCAGCUAUAUGAGCAGCUAAGCUUUUCAUGUCCAUCAUUGCUGCAGCCCCUUGUACAUGAGCGCGACACAUAUCUUGCAUGGUCACUGAAGCGGAGCAAAGCUGUCAAUAACUGUACGAAAGUGGUGGGAGUCAUUGGCAAGGGCCAUAUGAAUGGAGUGAUAUACGCACUUGUAUCAGAUCUGGGGAACUUGCGGUUUCAGGAUCUUGUCGGAAAAUGGCGUGCCGGGAAUGGCUCCAAUGGCUGGAUAGGUCUCCUUGUCAGGAAUUUGGCAAGGGACACUGUAAUUGGAAUCCUACUGUGGCUGAUAUUUGAACAGAUGAAGACUGGAUUUUAGGAUAUACACACUACAUCUUAGCCAUAGUCAUGAGAUUGAAUUGAAAUCAAAUACAUUCAAGACUUGGGUGCAGAGUAAACAAGAAUAUGCUCUCCUUUCUCUGGAAGGUAUUGUGGGAUCCGGAUCCCUUCCAAUACAUUUUUCGGGAUUUUACUUGACAUCACUUAUAAUGUACUAGUUGGCGCACACGUGCACCAUUUUAAAUUAUAGGACUCGUAGGCUGAUUUGGUGAGGCUGAAUUUCUAUUAAAACAUUCACAU